CUAGCUAGACUUAUUCCCUAUAUUUGAGGUUCAAGAACAUGAAGUUUUGCACUCACCACCUCCACAGAGCAAGAGAGAGCUACUAAAAUGGCAGAAACCGCUUUGUCCUUGGCUCGUCAGCAUGUGUUUCCAAAGCUUUUGGAAGCUGUCAAUAUGAUGAGAGAUCUACCAAAAGAAGUUGCAGAGCUUAAAGAUGAACUUGAAAGCUUUCAGUAUUUCAUCAAUGAGACAGAUGAAGUGGUUGAAGCUGAAGAAGAUAGCAAUAGGCGCGAUAGAAUGAGUAAAAGGUUGAUGAAGCUGAGAGAAGCAACCUUUCGCAUGGAAGAUGUCAUCGAUGAGUAUGUGUUAAUUGAAGAAAACCAACCUCAAGAAGAUCCUCGAUGUGUGGCUUUACUCUGCGAGGCUGUUGAGUUCAUCAAAACUCAAAUCUCUCGCCUUCAAAUAGCACACAAGAUUCGAGAUGUCAAAUCACUUGCUAGUGCUGCAAGAGAUGGUUUUGAAACCCAUUUUCCUUUAGACCCAAGGCCAAGCAAUUCUAGAGGAAAUGAAAACGUCAAUUGGGACAAACUUCGAAUGGAUCCUCUCUUUGUUAAGGAAGAUGAGGUUGUGGGGCUUGAUGGUCCUAGAACUAUAUUGACAAAUUGGUUGAGAGAGGGACGAAAUGGACGCACUGUGAUUUCUGUCAUAGGCAUUCCAGGAGUUGGAAAAACCACUCUUGCCAAGCAAGUUUUUGACAAGGUCCAUAACGACUUUGAGUGCCAUGCAUUGAUCACAGUCUCUCAGUCCUACAGUGUUGAAGAAUUGUUGAGGGAUAUGAUUCAGAAACUUUGCAAGGAAAGAAAAGAAGAUCCUCCACAGAAUGUUUCUAAGAUGGGCCGAAGCUCUUUGAUAGAGGAAGUAAGAGAUCGUUUGCACGAGAAGAGGUAUGUUGUCUUGUUUGAUGACGUAUGGAAUGAAAAAUUUUGGGAUGAGAUUGAAUCUGCUUUAAUUGAUGAUAACAAUAAAAGUAGAAUAAUAAUCACAACAAGGUACGAGAAGGUUGCGGUGGUCUGUAAGAAAUCUUCUUUUAUUGAAGUGCAUAAGCUAGAAGAACCUUUGAGUGAAGAUGAAUCUUUCAGAUUGUUCUGUAGGAAGGCAUUUAUGUAUGGUUCUUCCGGAGGCUGUCCAGAAGAACUCAAAGACAUAUCUCUUGAAAUUGUUAGGAAGUGUAAAGGUUUACCUCUAGCAAUUGUGGCCAUUGGUGGAGUCUUGUCCCAGAAAGAUGAAAGCCCACAUGAAUGGAAACUGUUCAAUCAAAAUCUAAGUUUAGAGUUGGAGAGGAAUUCAGAAUUAAACAAUAUAACAAAAAUAUUAGGCUUAAGUUAUCAUGAUUUGCCCAUGCAUCUGAGGUCAUGUUUAUUGUACUUCGGAAUGUACCCGGAAGAUUGCGAAAUUGAAUCAGAUAGAGUGAUUAGGCAGUGGAUGGCUGAAGGAUUUGUCAGACAUGAAAUCGGAAAAACAUUAGAAGAAGUUGCAGAAGAAGAUUUAUUAGGGUUGAUCCGUAGAAAUUUGGUGCAAGUAUCUUCAUCUAGCAUUGAUGGGAAAGUUAAAAGAUGUCGUGUACAUGACUUAAUACAUGAGAUGAUCCUCAGAAAAGCGAAGGAUAGUGGGUUUUGUGGGUAUAUUGGUAGAAAUGAUGAAUGUGUGUCAAGUGGGAUUGUUCGACGUCUGAUAAUUACUGCAGAGGAUGAUUUAAUUGCAAGUGUUGAAAGCUCACUCAUUCAGUCAAUUCUUUUCAUUGAAGAAAGGCGUACGACAUUGACUGAGGAGGACUUUGUAAGAAAAAUCAUAUCAUCAUCAGUAUGGACUGAGGACAUGGUAAGGAAAAUCCUUGCAAAUUACAGGUCAUUGAAGGUACUUGACUUUGAAGGUGCUUAUAUAUCUUGUGUUCCUGAAAAUUUUGAGCAUUUAAUCCACUUGAGGUAUUUAAGCUUGAGGAGAACUGGGGCAAUGAGUCUUCCAUCCAUUGGUAAGCUCCAUAACUUGGAGACCUUGGAUAUACGAGACACAAAUGUUCGUUAUAUUCCAACGGGCGUUUACAACCUUAGAAAGUUACGUCAUUUUCUUGCUGACGAAGUAACAGAAAUUGAAUGGAUGUAUAUUGGACGCCUGAAAUCCCUACAAAAGAUACCUAUAGUAUCUACAACUGAUCUUGGAGAGGCCAUUAGAGAGGUAGGAAAGUUAAAGCAGUUAAGGGUUCUGAGGGUGAAGCAUAUUGGUAAAGAUGACGAGAAGACUCUGUGUUCUGCAAUAAAUGAGAUGCAACAGUUGGAGGCAUUACAUAUUGAAGCAGCAGAUUAUUAUAUCAGCGAUGUGAUUGAUUUGAACAUUACAUCACCUUUAUCUAGACUUAGAAAGCUUUUCCUUGACAUUAAGUUAAAAGGAUUACCAAAUUGGAUUCCCCAACUCCAAAAUCUUGUGAAAUUGAACUUGAGGCGCACUGUCUUAACUAAUGAUGAGUUGCAAUCACUAAAAGAUAUGCCUAGGUUGUUGAUCCUCCACUUAUGCUUCGGUUUUAAAGGUGAAACUUUGCAUUUUCAAUGUGGAGGGUUUCAGAGACUAAAGAAAAUGCAUCUGGAUUAUUUGCUUAACCUGAAUUCCAUCCUUAUUGACAGUGGAGCACUACAUUCUUUGGAAUAUUUGUGGUUAAAACGCCUCCGUAAACUCAAAACAGUACCCGUUGGCAUUCAACACUUGAAGAAUCUGAAACUUGUCCAAAUCACGUCUAUGCCAACUGAAUUUGAGCUGAGUAUUCUUCCCAUUGCAGAACAACAGCAAUGGAUCCUCCAAUAGAAGAGCACAAAACUCAAGCACAGAUCAACGCAAGUCUCUAGUACAGAACUUUGGAAAUAAAUAAGUACCAAAAUGUUAUGGAAUAGUUUCAAAGGUUACAAUGGAAGAAGCAAAAAGAAAGGUACAAUCAGACGUCUUUUUUAUGCACUACUAUAUAUAGUACAACAAAGAGGACUGUUUCAUAGGAAGUAUCUGCAAUUUUAACCUCAUUAUGUGUGAAAAUGAUAACAUACAAUCAGUGUAUGCACAUACUAAAGCAACAUACAUCCAUACAUAUGAUUAUAGAACAUAU
Messenger RNA from Vigna unguiculata (cowpea), 3124 nucleotides. Its product is annotated as disease resistance protein RPM1-like. Gene Ontology annotation, molecular function: ADP binding. Lineage: Eukaryota; Viridiplantae; Streptophyta; Magnoliopsida; Fabales; Fabaceae. Gene Ontology annotation, biological process: defense response to other organism. The record is from RefSeq and is a predicted model, not a curated record.